AGGCACAGGAGCGUCUAACGGGGAUGUGCAAGCAGCGUGCUGCCCAAUGUGAAGCAAGCAAGAAGGGGGGGGGGGGGGGGAGAAGGACAUCAUUUUUCUCCUCUGUGUUCUUUGAAAACCAAGGCAACAGCACCUUUAGACAAGAUGCGGCCCUGCCUGAAUUUAAGUAGAAGAGACAAAGAAACCACGCACCAGCAGCGCCGUGGGGAAAAAGACAGGAGCGAGCAGUGAGAACUCAGUCCCGGGAAUGCGAAGGGAAGAGAGAGCCAACUGGCAACAGAGAGCAUGAAGCAGUAACUCCCGAGGAAGGCGAUGCAGAACGUUCAGCACCUGUUCGUUCAUUUCCUCGGCAUCACCGCCCGACAGUCCUGCUCUGACAUCUCUGCCAGGAGGCGACGAGUGCUAUGAUCCACACAGCAUCCCCUGUGCUGCAGCGUCUCAGCUGCCCUCUUGGGAAGCAAUAAUUCCUUUGGGAAGGGGGAUCACUGCUGGGAAAGCCCAUACACCACAGCAGCACCGCAAUGGGAAUAACCGUUCAGAACAUCACAGGAAACACAGCGAUGGUGAUUUGGCCCAGAAUGGCCAGCUGUGCCGACAGCUUUUACAGUAUCAUGUACCACCCCAACUGGAACAGCGUGCUGUCCAGCUACACCAGGAAGAGUUUCCAAAAGGAGGAGAGGGUGCCUGCCAGCCGCUCCUCAUUCGUGGUGGAAAACCUCACCCCGCUGACCACGUAUCUCCUGUGUGUCACCUGCCAGUCCGCCAGCCCUUCCAGUGACCAGUGCCAGGUGUUCAACACGCUGGAACAAGACCCCGCAUCUGCUAGCACCACCAAGAAGGAGCUGGCGUUGGGCAUCUGGUUGGCCAGCAGCCUCCUGCUGCUCAUCAUUGCCGCAAUCCUCCUCUACGGCUGCCUGCACCUGCUGUGCCGCGUGAGGCGUGAGCAGUCACAGGGGCAAGCCAGAGCCUCCCAGAGGGAGGCACAUGACUUGGAGGAGCCCAGCAGGCAGAGCCGAGUGCUGCAGAACAGCAAGGAGAAGCAGCCAGAUGGCAUCCAGCUGGCCACCAUCAUUGAGAAUCCUGCAGUCUGCAAGGAGCCUGGCCAGCUGGCCUCCAGCAGCCGGGAACGAGCCCCAGCAGGAGGACAGUGCCCCGCUGUCAGUUGGGAAUCUUAGGUCACGGCAGAGCCGUACUCCCAUCUGUGCCUACUGCCUUCGUGGCCCUUUCCACUGCCCUUACGUAAUGCCCUGGGCGAAGGCUGAGGUUCCCCAAAAGUUUGCUAGUUAAAAAAGGAAGCAUGAAACAAGCCACGGGCUUGCAUUCUGGGGGCGGAUUUGGUUGCUUUCCUUUCAUUUAAAUGAGCAAAGAGACAUAAAAACAACUAUAAAAAGUGACUGAGUUAAUUUUUAAUUCCUUUUUUUUCUAGCAAAUACAAACAAGAAGUUUCCACGUGACAGCUCAGUUUGCUAUAUUGAAGCACAUGCCCUGAGCAGGACAGCUUGCUGGUACACGUGUCACUGCCCAAUUCUGACCGCUCCUCAUUCGCUCUCAGUAGUGCUUACCCUCAGCAAUGGCUCAGUCAUAGCACAUGAGCUACACUCAUCGGGUUUUCAUGGUAUCCCUUCAUCUCUUGGAGAUCUCCACUCAGCUGAACACACACAAUACAGCACCUCUGCGAGGACAAUUCCACACAGCCUAAGAGAUGCUAACCAGGCUAACCUUACUUGGCACUCUCUGGCUCCCACCAGAGGCUCCUUUCCGCACUGCAGGCAAGUGACUUCCUGCUGAGGCAACACAGUUCGGAGAAGCAGCUCCUGGUCCUUCCUCCCUUUUUGACGACAGAACUCAUCCAGCAGCUGCCAGUUUCCAUCCAGCCACACUCUAAGUUUUGUACAGCCAAGGGGCAAGGAAGUAAAAACACGCUGAAACACAUUUCCUGUUUGUAACAACCAAAUCUGCCCCUCAUCUCACUCUGCCUUGGACUUCAUGGCAAAGUAUCAAGUGAAGUCCUCAGACAGAAACCUGUUCACCUUUGCAAAAUGGUGCAUCUUAUCUCGCUUAUGUGUAUAAGUCACCCUGUUUUAAAUCUCUUUACAUUCCCUAAAAACAUAGUAAAUCUUUGCAUUGCUGUGUAACAUGGGGUUUCUAAAACAAGGACUCACUCACUGUGCCUGCAGGGAUUUUAAGCUGCCACUGGCACAGACACCCAUGUUCAGCCUGCCCCACUGGCACAGCUUGGUGGUGCCAGCAAAGGUACAGGGUGGGCAGCCACUGGGCCAACACGCAUCCCAGCAGGCAGGGGGGCUCUGCAGCUGCUCUGUUUUGGCCGCAUCUCCCACGGCUGGUGAAAGACCUCAACCCUCAUCUCGCUGGAAAAUAGAUGAGCACACCUAAGUGUGAGGCUUCUUUACUUUUUUCUCGCAGGACAGGUAAAAUACGCAGAAAGGUGUGCCAAAUAAAGGGAGAGUAUUGCUUUUCAGAAAAAAAAAAAACACCUUGAAUGGUAUCAGUGUUGCAUUAAGUUGGCACCAUGUUCUCCAUCCCUGCACAGCACUUCCUACAGCUGACAAGCGCUUGUCUGACACCAAUCUUAAAUAAACCGUGAAGAUGACAGCACUUCUCUGUUGUUUCAAGUCACGGUGAAUCAUGAAAUGCACUGCUAAACUCUUUAGAACGUAAGGGAAACACUACAGGCUUGGUUCCAAAAAAGGGUAAGGGUAGUGGGCAAAGAUUUUAGUGAACAAUUCAGCUGUUAACAAGAUGUAACAUGGUACAAACUGGUGUCUAUUUGCACGCCAGUAUAGACAGAAACCAUUAUCUUUACACUGGGAAGCAUUUUCCAAAGGGCUGAGUUUUUUUCACUAAAUAAGUCAGCAAUACAAGAUGCAGAAGACAUACGAGCGUGAAAAAGUUCAGCAAGUGUUGUUUAAGGCAGAAAGCGCACUAUUAAAUUCUGGUCUACAGAACCGUGCACUUUAUCACCAGGUACUCUUGCCAACUAUGCCCUGGGGGUGCUGCAAGCACAGCACUGACAGCCAGGCAAGGGAAGCCACUGUCACACAGAAAGGAUAUAAAACUGUUAAAAGAGUGCCCAAAAGAGGACUACAAAGAUGGUGAAGGAUCUGUAGGGCAAGGUGUGUGAGGAGCAGCUGAGGUCCCUCGGUGUGCUCAGCGCAGAGCAGAGUUGCUGAGGGGAGGCCUCAUGGCGGCUGCAGCUCCUCACAGGGAGCGGAGGGGCAGCGCUGAGCUCUGCUCUGUGUGACAGCGACAGGGCCCGAGGGAACGGCAUGGAGCUGUCAGGGGAGGGGCAGCUGGGGGUGAGGGAAAGGGGCU
Gallus gallus (chicken) is the source of this 3333-nucleotide messenger RNA. Its product is annotated as fibronectin type III domain-containing protein 9-like. Bases 522 to 1175 code for a protein of 217 amino acids. Gene Ontology annotation, molecular function: protein binding. The transcript is spliced from 2 exons. NCBI's taxonomy places the organism in Eukaryota, Metazoa, Chordata, Aves, Galliformes, Phasianidae. The record is from RefSeq and is a predicted model, not a curated record.